AUGUUACGGGAUAUGAGAAAUGAAUGGUCCGAUUUUCAAUUAACCCAUGAUGUUAACCAUUCAUAUCAAAACCCUGCAUAUCAGAAUUGUGCAAGUGUAUCUCAAUACUCUCCACCAAUGCCAGCGGUGCCCUACUCUUAUUCUACAAAUAUUGAAAUGAAUGGUUAUAACCAUGCAGCUCCAAUAAAUCCGCAUAUGAAUGAUCCCUAUCUAUUUCAUCCAUAUAAUUAUCAACAAUAUCCAAUGGCUGCAGAUGUAAAUCCAGGGCAGCAGGAAGAUUUAUUGCAAUCGUUGCCAACAUUGAUACCAAAUCACAGCGUAACAGGAGAACCUACAAAUUUGAUUGAGGGACCCGAUAAUACAUUUAUGACAGAUGGCAAUGCUGUUCAGCCCAAAGUGAAGACCAAAGUGAAUCGAUACAAAACAGACAGCCGGACAUUUUCUGAUAAAAUACUACGGCCAGAGAGAGCCAGUGAUACGGUGAUAGUUUGCCGAUGGGAUCAUUGCGGGAGGAGAUUCACAAGCACAAAUGCAUUCUACAGACACGUUCAAAAACAUGUGAUCGUUGAGGGAGACUUGUAUAAAAUGUGUUUGUGGGAGGGAUGUAUGCUUCCGUUCAACACAAACUGUGAAAUUAUUAUUCAUGCUCGAUCUCACACCAACGAACGGCCGUUUGCAUGUGAUUGGCCUGGAUGCCUCAAAGCGUACUCUCGAAAAGAUAGAUUAAAAAUCCACAUGCGACUUCACACUGGAGAAAAACCAUACUCUUGCGAAACGUGUGGUAGAUCGUUUCAUGAUUCCUCAGACCGUUUCAAACACGAACAACGCGUGUGUUCUGGCAAAAAAAGAUUUCCUUGCGAAGCUCCAAAUUGCUCGAAAGUGUACAGUGACCCAUCAUCACGUAGGAAACACCAUCGAAUUUGUGAACCAUAUUCCUUAUAUACUAAAGGAGCCUUCAAAUGA
Caenorhabditis briggsae is the source of this 963-nucleotide messenger RNA. The record is from RefSeq and is a predicted model, not a curated record. Gene Ontology annotation, molecular function: RNA polymerase II cis-regulatory region sequence-specific DNA binding; DNA-binding transcription factor activity, RNA polymerase II-specific. Gene Ontology annotation, biological process: regulation of transcription by RNA polymerase II; central nervous system development. Bases 1 to 963 code for a protein of 320 amino acids. Gene Ontology annotation, cellular component: nucleus. NCBI's taxonomy places the organism in Eukaryota, Metazoa, Nematoda, Chromadorea, Rhabditida, Rhabditidae. The transcript has 7 exons.